This is a messenger RNA of Ochotona curzoniae (black-lipped pika), 1457 nucleotides long. It is a transcript of the gene SLC75A1, whose product is annotated as major facilitator superfamily domain containing 10. The transcript has 12 exons. Gene Ontology annotation, biological process: transmembrane transport. Gene Ontology annotation, molecular function: transmembrane transporter activity. The record is from RefSeq and is a predicted model, not a curated record. The coding region runs from base 1 to 1371 and encodes 456 amino acids. Lineage: Eukaryota; Metazoa; Chordata; Mammalia; Lagomorpha; Ochotonidae. Gene Ontology annotation, cellular component: brush border membrane.
AUGAGGUGGGGAGGGGACGGCGGCUGCGCCCCGCGCCCGCCCAUCCGGCCUCAGCCCGCGCCCCGGCGCCGCGUGCUCACCGUGGUCUUCCUCGGCCUCCUGCUGGACCUUAUGGCCUUCACGCUGCUGCUGCCCCUGCUGCCUGGGCUGCUGGAGAGCCACGGCCGUGCCCAAGACCCACUCUACGGCGCCUGGCAGCGCGGCGUGGACUGGCUCGCCACGGCCAUUGGGAUGCCGGCCGAGAAGCGCUACAACAGCGUCCUGUUUGGGGGUCUGAUCGGCUCAGCCUUCUCCCUGCUGCAGUUCCUGUCGGCGCCGCUCACGGGGGCCUUGUCCGACUGCCUGGGGCGGCGCCUGGUGAUGCUGCUGUCCGUGACCGGCCUGGCCGCAUCCUACGCAGUGUGGGCCGCCUCUCGGAGCUUCACUGCCUUCCUGGCCUCCAGGGCCAUCGGGGGUGUGAGCAAGGGGAACGUCAGCCUCUCCACAGCCAUCGUCGCUGACCUGGACUCGCCCCAGGCCCGCAGCCAGGGCAUGGCGGUCAUCGGCGUGGCCUUCUCCCUGGCCUUCACGCUGGGACCCAUGCUCGGAGCCUGCCUGGCCCUGGAGUCUGCGCCCUGGGUCAGCCUGCUGUUGGCUGUCUGCGACCUGCUGUUCCUCUUCUGUUUCCUGCCAGAGACGCUGCCCCCUGAGAAGCGGGCACCCUCCAUCGCCCCUGGCUUCCGAGCCGCCCUGGACCUGCUCAGCCCGCCAGCCCUACUGCGCUUCUCCUCGGUGACCGCUGCUGGUCCAGCCCUGGCUGCGGGAGACGGACUUGGCAUCCUGCGCCGCCUGGGCCUGGUCUACUUCCUCUACCUCUUUCUCUUCUCCGGCCUGGAGUUCACUCUUGGCUUCCUGGUCCACCAGCGCUUCCAGUUCAGCAGCCUACAGCAGGGAAAGAUGUUUCUCUUCAUCGGGCUCACCAUGGCCGCUGUCCAGGGCACCUACGUGCGCCGCCUCGGCCCUGGCAGGGAAGUGGGAGCGGUGAAGCAGGCCAUCCUGCUGCUGGUGCCCGCCUUCCUCCUCAUCGGCUGGGGGCGCUCGCUGCCCGUGCUGGGCCUGGGGCUGCUGCUCUACUCCUUCGCUGCCGCCGUCGUGGUGCCCUGCCUGUCCUCAGCCGUGGCCGGCUACGGCUCACCGGCACAGAAGGGCACGGUCAUGGGCACGUUGCGGAGCCUGGGGGCCCUGGCCAGGGCAGCAGGACCCAUGGCGGCCGCCUCAGUGUACUGGCUGGCUGGGGCCCAGGCCUGCUUCACGCUGUCCUCGGGGCUGUUCCUACUGCCCCUCGCGCUCCUGUGGAAGCUGCAGCAGCAGGUGCAAUCCAAGGCCGAGUAACCUCCCCAAGCUCUCCCCACCCACGGGGCUCACCCCCGACUCUCUGCCAGCUCCCUGAGGUGGCCAUGCCCGCACUGAGCCAGGCU